AUGAAAUCCAUCGUAGAAGAGAGGCUCCUGCUACGAGACCUACCGAAGUUACAGAUCAAGUCGACGCCGACAACGACUCCCGCGGUGGAGACACAUAGCUCACAUUCCACAGAUCUGGCGAAGUCCCAGACUCAGAGUGCAUUCACCACUACGCAUAGUGCGAAGUUGCUUCCAGCUUUGAGUACGAGAGCAGCACUGACAACUUCAAGUAGUAGUAGUACUGCUGCUGCUUCUACCACUGCUGUAGUACGGGAGGCAAUUGUACUUCCAUCUGCAGAGGACAAUCCUUACAUUUAUCACGCUGAUGACAGGCCAGAGGGCACUGUCUUUAUUGCCGUCGGGUCGAUAGCAGCGUUUAUUGGUAUCGCCAUUGCUAUGUGGUGGGCAGUUACCAAAUACCUAUCGCACAAGUAUACAAAGGAGAAAGAACUCUUUGAUCAAAACAACUUGAAUUACAGCUAUAUGGAGAAGCAACAACGUUGGGGUGGUUAUAGAGUCGCCUCUGAUGAAUCGUUGUUUGGAAUUGACAGCAGUAAUAACGGUAGUAUUGGGGGGUACAAAGAACAAUUACUCACCCCAAUAGUUAGCAAUACUAGCAACGAUGACAACAAGCCCAGGUCUGAUAUCGGUGCUGCCUCGCCUUGGCAGGGACAUGGGGCUGGAGCGGUUGCCACUCAGCUCGAUGACAAUAUUUUACACACCCCUUUCAACCCAAUUCAAGACACUUUGCAAGUAGAAUCUAACAGAAGAUCAAUGUUUAUCUCUCCCACAAUAGAGCUAAUCCAGCAUCAACGAGGGAGGACAGCAGACCCCACCGGACGCCACUCCGUAUACAAUCAUAAUUCCGAGGUCGCGUUGGGCUCAAAUAUUACAGACGAUAAAACGGGAGAUCUGAAUGAACCUCGCAGGACAGCAUCCCCACAACGAAGAGCACGGGCGAGAGAGAGCCCAAAUAGAAAGAGUGGAUCCAAUUUGAGGCUGGUCCCAUCCCCAGUCAAACCUUUAUUGCCUAGGGAGCAUGACCUAGGAUUUCCAAAUGGAACCACGAGGGAAGGCGAUUUCAGAGACGGGACAACUUCCGGUAGCAGGAAAAAUGGUCAUAAAAAGACACCUUCGAUGUAUCUAGAUGACUUACUGAAGGAGUGA
Messenger RNA from Huiozyma naganishii CBS 8797, 1146 nucleotides. RefSeq lists its product as uncharacterized. Gene Ontology annotation, cellular component: fungal-type vacuole; cellular bud neck. NCBI's taxonomy places the organism in Eukaryota, Fungi, Ascomycota, Saccharomycetes, Saccharomycetales, Saccharomycetaceae. The transcript has a single exon. The coding region runs from base 1 to 1146 and encodes 381 amino acids. The record is from RefSeq and is a predicted model, not a curated record.